CUGAGUGAUAUUCAGGCUAACCGGAGUGCAGACUCUCACUACGAUUAGCCUGAAUAAUCCGGUUUACGGUCAGCACCCGAUAAUGGAAAUAUUACCGCGAUAGCGAUAUACACUAAAAAGUCUGUAGUCUGCAGUCUGUAUUUUACCCCCGGUCUAGAGUCUGGAGCCUGCAGUCUGCAGUCCGCAGUCCGCAGUCCGCAGUCUUCGUUUUACGCAGACUGUUUUGUAAAUUGUCUUUUUGAACACCUCUUGCAGGAGUGGAGGUAUUCCGCAUUCUCGCCUUCGGUGAUAGCCUCACAAACGGUUUCCAUGGUGAUGACAAGAGCCACACCCCUUACGCCCAGACACUGGAGUAUCUGUUAAACAAGGACAUUCACAGGUGUUAUACCUUGACAACAAUAGCGAAAGAUGGCACUGAAGCAGCCGAAAUGUCCACCAGGCUUCAAAAUCAUCUGCGAGAUGCAAAAUUUAAAUACUCCUGGGUUAUUAUCCUGGCCGGUACAAACGACAUCGCUCAUAACAGCAAAACUCGUUACAGAAAGGACUGGGACACAGCGGUCGAGCGCAUCAUCAACCUCCACAUAACUUCACAUCGUCAUGGCGCGAAAACAGUAGCAGUCACCAUUCCUGAAAUGGACUGCGAAGAAUCUAAAAGACCAGCUUGUCUUCACUCGCAUUUGGAAAGAAAAUACAUCAAUGAAAAGUUAAGAUAUUAUGCCAGAUCGAAUGAGUUUACUAUCCUUUGCGACCUGGCGGUGAAAUUUCCGAGGUAUUCUUUGAGUAUUGACGAGCGAAAAAUGAUGUGGGAAGUGGGACUGCACAUGAAACCGGCAGGAUAUGAGCGUAUGGCGGAGAUCAUUUACAAGGACCUGUUGGCUAAUGUUUGAUAACAGCAAGGAAAUGAAUUGUUGAACAUUUAUAAACCAAUGAACCAGAAGAACUUAAACUUGAAACUUGACUGCUGUUUUUGUGACCAUGGUUUACACGCAAACAUGUUCUAUAAUGGAUGCUUCUUUGUUCCGUUUUGUAUCUUAGAACUUAAAGUAAAACAUUAUGUUUAAGUGAGAAGCUUGCAGGAUUGUAUAGACAGUAUAGAAUAACAUAUAAAUCUGUCUAAAAUCUAGACAGCAUUCUUUAUUGCUUAUUUGUAACUAUAAUCCACGUUCACUAGAGAAAUCGCGCUAGGUUUUGA
Molecule: messenger RNA, 1192 nt
Organism: Orbicella faveolata
Lineage: Eukaryota; Metazoa; Cnidaria; Anthozoa; Scleractinia; Merulinidae
Molecular function (GO): phosphatidylcholine lysophospholipase A1 activity
Source: RefSeq, a predicted model, not a curated record